AUGCCAUUCCUAUCUCUUGGAUUAAAUCUCGCCGCGAAUUCUGUUGUCGAGCCUUUUUUCUAUCUCAAGCAGGCCGUUCGCCUCAACGCUCAAAACACUAUCAAGAGCAUGGAUGCUUCAACGAUCCAAGAUCAAGUAAGCAGUCCAUUCUUUUCGCUUGACAAGGGACCUGCAUUUUUAACCUCCCUGCUACCGUGUCAUCAGGAUGUCAUCAAGUCGUACCCCUUUGAGCUCUUCCCGAGCAAUAAACUCCUCACAUGGACUCCGCAAUCAGUUGUUGAGACUGCGAUUAGUCAUAACAUUUCGGCUGUAAUGGAUCUGGACAAUGACACAGUGGAAGAUCGCGAUACUUUGAUCGAUACCCUUACUGAUGGUGACGAAAGCAUGGUCACAAUUGAAGGUUCGCCUGCUAGCUCGCCAUCUGUACAAAGUGUAUCUUGCUACUCUUGCGGAUCGGAAGAGGAGAGAAACUCGAAUGGAUCCGACAGCUCCUUUAGUACACUCUUUCAAGAAGAUUCAAUCGAUAACUCUGUCAAUGACAUGUCUCAAAAACUCGUCACCUCACCGCUUUACGUAUCAGUCCCUCAUCACAAGGCCAUUGUAGCACUCACAAACGAGCCCCUUGCCAAGCCAAUCGUAUCGCAAAGCUGUCCAUGGCAAGAAGAGAUUGAUCAACUUUUUACCGAUGAAGAGUGGGACGACUACAUCAACGAGCUGGCGGAGGACCUCGAAAGAGACUUCCAAUGCGACUUUGAAUUUUCAUCCGACAACGAAAGCAUUAGCAGACCAGCAGAUGUUGUCGAAUGUAACAAGGGAGAAGUCGAAGCAAGACACAUCGAUGGAUUUAUAUCGUCACCGUGCAUACAUUCGAAAGUAGACGACUCCGAUAAAUCUUUUGAUAAUCUCCUCGACGGAGAGAGUAGCAUGCAUGAAUCCGAGGUUUUGGAUGAGAUUGAACAAACAUCAAAAGGUUCAAAUACACAAUCUUAUAUCAUCAAACUCCGUGAUCAAGAAGUACCAAAGAUCGAGUUGACAUCUGACGAAAGACACGCACGAGUCCUUCGACUGAACCCACACCUUUCACAUCUUUUCUACUGGGAAGAUUGA
This is a messenger RNA of Melampsora larici-populina 98AG31, 1107 nucleotides long. RefSeq lists its product as uncharacterized. Lineage: Eukaryota; Fungi; Basidiomycota; Pucciniomycetes; Pucciniales; Melampsoraceae. The transcript has 2 exons. The record is from RefSeq and is a predicted model, not a curated record. The coding region runs from base 1 to 1107 and encodes 368 amino acids.